Messenger RNA from Panicum virgatum (switchgrass), 1964 nucleotides. RefSeq names its product protein LOW PSII ACCUMULATION 1, chloroplastic-like. The coding region runs from base 75 to 1424 and encodes 449 amino acids. The record is from RefSeq and is a predicted model, not a curated record. Gene Ontology annotation, biological process: photosystem II oxygen evolving complex assembly. Lineage: Eukaryota; Viridiplantae; Streptophyta; Magnoliopsida; Poales; Poaceae. Gene Ontology annotation, cellular component: chloroplast. The transcript is spliced from 10 exons. Gene Ontology annotation, molecular function: protein binding.
AAAGGAGCAAAAAAAAUUCCUUCAGGAUAAGAGGAAAAUCGACCACCUCACCUCGGCUUCCAUCUCUCUCCGCAAUGGCGGCCGCCACAGCAGCCGCGGCCGCAGCCCUCCUCUCCGGCGGCAGCGGCCCAAUCCCCAGCACAACCCUUCAAAUCCAGCCCUUUGUUUCUCCCCUUCCCUUUCGCCGCCGUGGUCGCACCGUACACGUCUCCAACGCCUCGUCGUCCCCGUCUUCCCCACCGACGCCGGAGAAGGAGGCGGUGGCCGAAGCGGUUCCGUUGCCUACCGCGGAAUCCUGCGUCAACCUCGGCCUCGAGCUCUUCUCCAAGGGCAGGGUGAGGGAUGCUCUUGACCAAUUUGAGAAUGCCUUGGAGCUGAAUCCAACACCUAUUGAAGCCCAGGCAGCCCUGUAUAACAAGGCAUGCUGCCAUGCAUAUAGAGAAGAAAGCAAAAAGGCAGCAGAAUGUUUAAGGACAGCUUUGCGGGACUACAAUCUCAAAUUUGGUACCAUACUUAAUGAUCCAGACUUGGCGCCGUUCAGAGCAUCGCCAGAAUUUAAGGAACUUCAAGAAGAGGCUUUGCGUGGUGGAGAAGAUAUUGGUUCUGGGUUCCGAAGAGACCUGAAACUCAUUAGUGAAGUACAAGCACCAUUCCGUGGCGUCAGAAGAUUCUUCUAUGUAGCUUUAACAGCAGCAGCUGGAAUUUCAACAUUCUUUACCAUUCCCCGACUUAUACUAGCAGUCCAAGGAGGUGAUGGUGCUCCUGAUCUUCUGGAAACUGCUGGGAAUGCUGCCAUCAAUAUUGGAGGUAUUGUUAUGCUUGUGGCUUUGUACUUCUGGGAAAACAAGAAAGAAGAGAAGCAAAUCACACAAAUUUCUCGUAAUGAAACCCUUUCAAGAUUACCUGUGCGCCUGUCAACUAAUCGCAUUAUUGAGCUUGUUCAACUCCGGGACAUUACUAGGCCAGUUAUAUUGGCAGGCUCGAAAGCAUCUGUUACUCGGGCCAUGCAAAGAGCUGAGAGGUACCGGACUGAACUGCUCAAACGAGGUGUUCUUCUAAUUCCAGUGAUAUUUGGCGCUUCUCAGAAAGACCAAACCAAACCAAGGGGUUUUGGUACAAGAAGAGCUGCUGCAUCAGCUCCUUCAGUUGGGGGUGACUUUGAAAAACGUACUGAAUCUAUUGCGGCAAAGUCACGUUUGAAAGCUGAGGUUCGGUUUAAGGCAGAUAUUGUCUCUCCUGAACAGUGGGAAAGUUGGAUACGUGACCAGCAAGAGUCUGAAGGCGUCACUCCUGGUGAAGAUGUCUACAUAAUCCUUCGUCUGGAUGGCCGUGUCAGAAGAUCUGGAAUAGGUAUGCCAAACUGGAACGACAUAUUGCAAGAACUGCCACGACUUGAAGAUCUUAUGAGCAAACUUGAACGGUGAAAAAGUGGAAAGCACUGUGGUUGGCAUGGUAAUUUCAACCCCAGGUUUUGAUUACAAUGCCAUCAAAACAGUACGAAGGUGAUGGUAGUAACUUAUAGAUUACUCAAGACAUGUUUCGAAACGUACCACCAUGGCCCAUAAAACUACUGUUUUCAUGACAUGAGGACCAUUGCUGCUUUCUAACCUCCUCAACUCUGAAAUGUACUCUUAAUGUAACAUCCAGAGUAUGCUAUAUGACUUCUCAAACUACAUCUGGCAAACUAAACUCAAUUGGAAUAUUAACCCAUCAAAUUUUAAAUACUCGACAUGUGCUUUGGUUAAGCAGUGGAAGUUUGGCAAUCAUGUCAGCUUUUCAAACAAAGGAAUUAUUCCUAAAAAAGGAAACAUUUGUAUACAAUUGAGUGGACAUCAUUCUAGCAACCUAGAACAGAAUGCAGGUAAUAUACUAGUAAAUACAAGUAAAUUGUUGGAAUAGUUAGAGAAGUCAAGCUUUUAUGUGUGUGUUUUCUUUGUUAUAUUAUUCAGAAGAUUUUGCAAUAA